AUGGUUCCUUCAUCUCCUCCUCCCCGCAAAUGUAUUCUUACCCCUGCACAACUCGCUUGGUUCCAGACCUCGGACACUCACAAACUCAUCGUAGAGUACAUUGAAAUGCUCAAUGAAUCAGUCGUAGGCGCAAAAUUGUCUGAUGAGGUGGUAGAAUCGGAAGCAGUCAAAGCAAUCCUAGCGAUUCUGGAUCAGGUAGAAUCUAUCGCAAGAGAUACACCUCCAGUGGAUAACUCCUCGUCGAGGUUUGGUAAUCCAGCGUUCAGAACGUUUUAUGAUAAAAUUGCAGAGAUCGCGCCCACCCUACACGCUAAAAUCCCAUCUCUCCCACCUCAAACCAUCCCAGAAAUAUCUCUUUACUUUAUCGAAUCGUGGGGUAACCGCUCCAGGAUUGAUUACGGAAGUGGAAUGGAGAUGAAUUUCUUGUGCUGGUUAUUGACUCUGCACAAACUCCAAAUCCUCUCCGCCGCUGACUCUAAACCCCUCGUCCUCCGUGUUUUUUGGAGAUACAUCCGUGUUAUGCGGCUUCUUCAAUCCACGUACUGGUUGGAACCAGCUGGUUCACAUGGUGUAUGGGGCUUGGAUGAUUAUCACUUCUUGCCCUUCUUAUGGGGAGCGGCGCAGUUGCGAGGCCACAAAUAUAUUCGUCCCAAGUCUAUCCACGACCCAGAGAUCGUAGAAGAAUACGCGAAAGAAUACAUCUAUUUCGCUUGUAUACAAUUCAUCAACUCCAUAAAAACCGCCUCUCUGCGCUGGCACUCACCCAUGCUCGACGACAUCUCCGCUGUGAAAACAUGGGACAAGGUUAAUUCUGGGAUGAUCAAGAUGUAUAAAGCCGAAGUACUUGGGAAGCUCCCGGUCAUGCAACAUUUUCUUUUUGGGUCUAUCAUACCUUACGAGGGUCCGCCCCCACCGAUGGAUGAGGAUUUCGCUGUUGAUGCCUAUAUAGGGCAUACCCAUCCACACCCUCCGUUGGGGAACGUCGGGUCAAGUCACACGAAUGAAGCAAGUGGUGUAAGCCCAAGAGACAUCGCCGGAGGUUGGGGAGACUGUUGUGGGAUUCCCGUACCUUCGGCGUUUGGGGCUGCAAGGGCGGAGCAGCAAGGGAAUACUCAUCAUAGCAAUAUGCUGCCGAUGGAUAGAUUUGGUGGUGGUGGUGGUCCAGGAGCAAAUAUAGGGUUGAUAGGAAAGGGGAUUAGGCCUGUCCCGUUCGAUUGA
Messenger RNA from Lentinula edodes (shiitake mushroom), 1218 nucleotides. Its product is annotated as Phosphotyrosyl phosphatase activator. The record is from RefSeq and is a predicted model, not a curated record. The coding region runs from base 1 to 1218 and encodes 405 amino acids. Gene Ontology annotation, biological process: mitotic spindle organization. Gene Ontology annotation, molecular function: protein tyrosine phosphatase activator activity; peptidyl-prolyl cis-trans isomerase activity. NCBI's taxonomy places the organism in Eukaryota, Fungi, Basidiomycota, Agaricomycetes, Agaricales, Omphalotaceae. The transcript has 3 exons. Gene Ontology annotation, cellular component: protein phosphatase type 2A complex; nucleus; cytoplasm.